GAAGUGGAGGGGAGCCCAGUUGCGAUGAGCUUCUCGAUGAUGCGGUACCCUGUGAUCCUUUUUACUGCAGCACUCAUUCCAUUCGGAACAUGCUUCAAGUUUAUCGACUGUGGAUCACAGUUGGGACAGUUCACCAAUAUAGCGGUAACAAAUUGUGACCCAACCACCUCAGCGUACUGCAAACUAAAAAGAGGGACUAAUGUCACACUUACAGUCAAGUUCACCCCAAAUCAAGAUAUAACUGAAGUCAAAGCAGUAGUUCAUGGAAUCCUUGGAGGUGUUCCAAUACCAUUCAACCUACCUAAUCCAGAUGGUUGCAAAGAAAGUGGGAUACAAUGUCCAUUAGUGAAAAAUGAAAACUACAGUUAUAUAUCAGAAUUGCCAGUGCUGAAUGUCUACCCGAAGGUGAAAUUGCAAGUUAAAUGGGAAUUGCAGACAGAAGAAAAGGAAGACAUUGUCUGUUUCGAACUUCCAGCCAAGAUUGUUUAAGUUUUAAGAAUCACUAAAUGAAAGUUAAUUUUUUUACAUCGAUGACGAAUUAUGGACAAAUUCAUGGCUAUAUUUUUAUCCAAAAAUAAAUUAUUAUCUACACAUCAUAACUUUUGAUACUAUCAAUUAUUAUUUAUGACAUGAAUAAUUACAGAACUCUAGAAUGAUUUUAAAUAAAAAAAAAAAAAAAAAAUAGUUCGUAAAAGUGACAGAUUUGUAAUCUAAUAAAUGAU
Nezara viridula (southern green stink bug) is the source of this 722-nucleotide messenger RNA. The record is from the annotation of a GenBank genome assembly. Lineage: Eukaryota; Metazoa; Arthropoda; Insecta; Hemiptera; Pentatomidae.